Anastrepha obliqua is the source of this 1081-nucleotide messenger RNA. Its product is annotated as toll-interacting protein-like. Gene Ontology annotation, molecular function: ubiquitin conjugating enzyme binding; ubiquitin binding. NCBI's taxonomy places the organism in Eukaryota, Metazoa, Arthropoda, Insecta, Diptera, Tephritidae. The record is from RefSeq and is a predicted model, not a curated record. The transcript has 4 exons. Gene Ontology annotation, biological process: ubiquitin-dependent protein catabolic process. Bases 117 to 944 code for a protein of 275 amino acids. Gene Ontology annotation, cellular component: cytoplasm.
AUAAUUUUGCAAAGAUAUUACUUUAACAUCAGUACUGAAGAGUUUAAUUCGACGUAUCGGAAUAAAAUUGUAGUUGUUUUGAUUCGUAUUAGGUUCAACUAUUCCAAAGAUCAAAAAUGGCAAAUGCUGAGAUCGAGUCUCGUUCAAGUCGUUGGCGAAAGGCUAUGCUAGGCCCACUACCCAAUGAUUUUCUACGGAUUAAUAGCGGCGUUGAUGCCCAAGUAGCUGCAGAUUGUCAGGCAGCGGCCGCAGUAUAUCAACAACAAAUAUACCCACAAUACGUAGCACCAAAUUAUGUCGGUCGUUUAAGCAUAACUUGUGCACAGGCAAAAUUGGCACGCAACUACGGGCUUACCCGCAUGGACCCUUAUGUGCGUAUACGUGUCGGCCAUUACGUAUACGAAACGCAAACAGAUCCAAACGGAGGCAAGCAUCCACACUGGAAUCGAGUAAUUCAAAGUCAAUUGGCGGCGGGGGUUAAUACAAUAUUCAUUGAAAUAUACGAUGAGUGUAGUUUUAAAAUGGACGAAUUGAUUGCAUGGUGUGAAAUUAAAAUUCCACAGAGUGUAAUGCGUGGCGAAACGCAUGAAGAAUGGUAUCCACUAAGUGGCAAACAAGGUGAGGGCCUUGAAGGUGCCAUUGACAUAGUUUUGAGCUUUUCCAAUCGGCCGAUGCAGCCAUACAUGUACCCAAGUAUGGGUGGAGCUGCACAAAUGCUGAUGGUGCCGCCGGGUAGGCCAAUGCCAAUUUUUGUAACACCGCAGCAACCAGCUGUUGCCAAUACGGUGGUUGCGCCAGCACCGCGACAAUUGUCCGAAGAGGAAUUUAAACAGAUACACGAAAUGUUUCCAAAUAUUGAUAAAGAAGUUGUUAAGUCUGUAUUUGAAGCGAACCAUGGCAACAAGGAUGCUACAAUAAAUUCCUUACUGCAGAUGAACGAAUAAAAGAGGGUUCGAGCCGCCAUGCUCUUCUAUUCAUACCAUAAAAUAUAUCUAUAAAUUAAUAUACAUAACCCGCUACAUAUAUUAUUAACAAUACUAAUCCAAGCGUAUAUGAAUAAAAAUCUAGAUUUUUUAAUGGC